This is a messenger RNA of Cavia porcellus (domestic guinea pig), 2188 nucleotides long. It is a transcript of the gene Ubac2, whose product is annotated as UBA domain containing 2. Gene Ontology annotation, molecular function: serine-type endopeptidase activity; protein binding. The transcript is spliced from 9 exons. The record is from RefSeq and is a predicted model, not a curated record. Bases 129 to 1166 code for a protein of 345 amino acids. Lineage: Eukaryota; Metazoa; Chordata; Mammalia; Rodentia; Caviidae.
CCUAGAGCGGCUUCGCGGCGCCGGAGUCGCCGCCCCGCCGGGAGUGCGCCUGCGCGACCGCCGGAGCUCUCCACCUCCGUUUCCCCUCCCCCUUGGCCCCCCGCGGGGGCUUCGGGCCAGGCGGGACCAUGUUCACCAGCACCGGCUCCAGUGGGCUUUACAAGGCGCCUCUGUCAAAGAGUCUUCUGCUGGUUCCCAGUGCCCUGUCCCUCCUGCUGGCCCUCCUGCUGCCACACUGUCAGAGGUUCUUCGUGUAUGACCUCCAUGCCGUCAAGAAUGACUUGCAGAUUUGGAGGUUGAUAUGUGGAAGACUAAUUUGCCUUGAUUUGAAAGAUACUUUCUGCAGUAGUCUACUUAUUUAUAAUUUUAGGAUAUUUGAAAGAAGAUAUGGGAGCAGAAAAUUUGCAUCCUUUUUGCUGGGCUCCUGGGUUCUGUCAGCUUUGUUUGACUUCAUCCUCGUUGAAGCCAUGCAGUAUUCAUUUGGCAUUGCUGCUGCUGGUAAUUUGCCUUCUGGAUUCUUGGCACCUGUGUUUGCUCUGUUUGUACCAUUUUACUGCUCCAUACCGAGAGUCCAAGUGGCACAGAUUCUGGGCCCGUUGUCCAUCACAAACAAGACAUUGAUUUAUAUAUUGGGACUACAGCUUUUCACCUCUGGUUCCUACAUCUGGAUUGUAGCCAUAAGUGGACUUAUUUCCGGUCUGUGCUAUGACAGCAAGAUGUUCCAAGUUCACCAGGUGCUCUGUGUCCCCACCUGGAUGGCCCAGUUCUUCUCCUGGACACUCGAGCCCAUCUUCUCCUCCUCGGAGCCCAGCAGUGAGGCCAGAGUCGGGAUGGGUGCCACCGUGGACAUCCAGAGGCAGCAGAGAAUGGAGCAGCUCGACAGGCAGCUGAUGCUCUCUCAGUUUGCACAGUCAAGGCGACAGAGACAGCAGCAGGGAGGAAUGAUCAACUGGAAUCGUCUUUUUCCUCCUCUGCGCCAGCGAAGGAAUAUUAACUACCAGGAUGGACGGCAGUCCGAGCAGCAGGCCUCCCCACCCCUGGAGGUUUCCGAGGAGCAGGUUGCCCGGCUCAUGGAGAUGGGAUUUUCCAGAGGAGAUGCAUUGGAAGCCCUGCGAGCUUCAAAUAAUGACCUCAAUGUGGCCACCAACUUCCUGCUGCAGCACUGAUGGCCCAGCCCAGCCGCCUGGUGACAAGGGCACCGUCCCCAUCCAAGCAGGCCCUGGCGCUUACGCUCUCAUGGAGAAAGGGUGGCCCUUAACUCCAAGUCAGUUACCAUUAUAGUGUCAAAAUAAGUUUGCCAUUAAAUUAGCAUGUAUUUUCUAUCUUUAUUUUUCUAUUGGACAUUUUCCUUGGUUUGGAGACCCCUCACUCAUUCCCAGUGUCUUCAGAAGUGUUAAAACCACAGAUGGCGGCAGCAGCCAAGUGGAUCUCAGGAUGGGGACUCGUGGCUGUUGUCAUGUUCCCUCCCCUCCCCUUACUUCGGGGCACUGUGCCUCAUGCUGCCCGAUCAUCAGACGGUGACGGGAAAAGGCCGUGUCACCUUAUUCUCCGUGGAUGUUUUUAGUCACUGCUUUUGUUCCCCCAGCAUUGUGUUCACAUCCCCUGGCUGCUUCCGUCCCCACACUUGACAGGGGCCAUGCAGUCUCCACCAGGCCUUGGGGACAGAGAAGCAAGCGCUUGGCCUGGCCCAUUCCAGUCCAGGAGUCCUCCCAACUCCUCCCACUUCCAUUCAGAAUAAUGGUAAUAACCAAGUGCAGACUGGAGGUUCUGGAAUACUCUGUAACAGCUGGGGUUAAUUUUGUUCAGAAAUCCAGAAUUAGCCACUCAGGCUAGGGGGAAGUAGAACUAAGAGAAUAGUCACUUCCUGGACCAGAUUUCGCAGGGAAUGGUUCUCUGGAUUCAGCCCACAGAGAAGGGAGAUGCCUCGCCCACCACUGUCCCGAGGCAGGGCGACCCUGGCCCCAGGCAUUGUGCCACAGUGGCGCAAGGCAGAGCGCGCUGCAGAGGCUCAGGCAGGGAGAAGGCGACAGGCCUAGGUGGCCCACUGUGGGCGCAAACAGCUCUGGAGCGAGUCGAUGAUUAGUGUCAGCAAAUCGUGCGACUAAUGUGUUCCUCAAAGAGCGGCAAUGUAUCAAAUUGAUGCAGACUUAGAUGUGUGAUACUUCAAUAAAGUUUUUAACGUGUUUUA